Molecule: messenger RNA, 432 nt
Organism: Lathyrus sativus (Indian pea)
Lineage: Eukaryota; Viridiplantae; Streptophyta; Magnoliopsida; Fabales; Fabaceae
Source: the annotation of a GenBank genome assembly
AUGUUUUUGGCUAAAGCAUUUGGACGGACAUUCUUUGCUGCUGCUGCCAGAUCAAAACAUUGUUCCACUACAGCUGCUGCUGCCGGUGGCAGUGUAGUAUGUAACCCUCUUCCGGACUUCUUUGAGGCAGACAGGAGCCUUGAAAAUGAUAAACCAGUUGUCUAUGGUCGGAGUUGGAAGGCUUCUGAAUUGCGUCUGAAAUCUUGGGAUGACCUUCAUAAACUGUGGUAUGUGUUGUUAAAGGAAAAGAACAUGUUGAUGACUCAACGUCAAAUGCUUCAUUCUCAGAACUUGCGUUUUCAUAACCCAGAGCGCUUACCUAAGGUGCGAAAGUCAAUGUGUCGCAUCAAACACGUGCUUACCGAGAGAGCAAUUGAAGAACCAGAUCCCAGGAGGUCUGCUGAGAUGAAGAAAAUGAUAAAUGGUCUUUGA